This is a messenger RNA of Batrachochytrium dendrobatidis JAM81, 510 nucleotides long. RefSeq lists its product as uncharacterized. Gene Ontology annotation, cellular component: nucleus; nucleolus; preribosome, large subunit precursor. Gene Ontology annotation, biological process: ribosome biogenesis; endonucleolytic cleavage in ITS1 to separate SSU-rRNA from 5.8S rRNA and LSU-rRNA from tricistronic rRNA transcript (SSU-rRNA, 5.8S rRNA, LSU-rRNA); ribosomal large subunit biogenesis. The record is from RefSeq and is a predicted model, not a curated record. Gene Ontology annotation, molecular function: protein binding. Lineage: Eukaryota; Fungi; Chytridiomycota; Chytridiomycetes; Rhizophydiales. The annotation marks the transcript as partial. The transcript has 4 exons.
GUUUCUGUAGAAAAACCAGUUCCAGUCGAGUUUGAUUUACGAUGCCUAGCGGCUUUCGACCCAAAUCCAUUGGAUGAAACCGAACUUAGAUCAAACAAAGUGGACAACUAUCUCAAGCAAUGGUCUAGAGAUGGUGCUCAGCUACUUAUUAAUGCAAUUUUUGGUCUUGAAACCAACUCGAAUGACGAUGGCUACUUUGCCAUACUACCUAAUUUGAUUUCAAGAAUUCCUCGUGCCAAGCCUAUUCCCAAGGAGAAUAACAAGACUCGAUGGGAAAAGUUUGCUGCAGUCAAGGGCAUCCAAAAAAAGAAGAAGAGCCGUAUGGAGUAUGAUGAAUCUACCCAGACUUACAACCCUCGAUAUGGAUACAAGGGUGGCGAAAAGGAUAAUCUCAAAGAUUGGAUCAUUGAGGUUCCUGAUAACGCAGAUCCUAUGGUGGAUCAGUAUCAACAGAAGCGUGAAGAGAAAAAGGGACGAGUAGAAAAGAACCAAAUGCAGCAACGUCGUAAU